Messenger RNA from Acanthoscelides obtectus, 1743 nucleotides. Lineage: Eukaryota; Metazoa; Arthropoda; Insecta; Coleoptera; Chrysomelidae. The record is from the annotation of a GenBank genome assembly.
UAUGACAGUGACGUACAAGUCAUGUAGUUCUUUUGAAUUCGAAUUUGUUGAUUUUGAGCGUUUUUCAGUGUUUCUUUCUCUAUUCUUCGGAAUUUAAACUUUGCAUUGCUAGUCACCGCAAAUUUUAAAUUAGUGGUAUAUUCAAAAAAAGUGCAAAAACACAAAAACACACCUUACCGGUUGUUUUGGAGGGAAAAAGUAUGUAUAGACACGCAAAAAGAAUCACGAAUAGAAAAGAUAAGAAAACUAAUAACAAGAAAAGAGCUAUAAACCCGCCAAAUAUCACAUCAAAACGCCUAACGGUACCCCAGGAUUUUUAUCACAAGGAAUUGUAUCCGACUCUGCAAGUAGAAAUAUGGCUUCAAACGACUUUGAUCGUGACAAAGAGAAUAAAUGUAUUUUGAAAGAGGAUUUGCAUGGUAUCUUCAACCAAUUUAAAUCAGGCUGUAAUGUGCAAAAUCAAAGACGUUCUGCUAGAAUUCAAAAGAAAAAUUUGGAACAAGGCAUCGACACUGCUAUAAGUGCUGCAGAUUAUUGCAGCAAAAUUUUAGAUAGUUCUCCUCAAUCUUCAAAUAGCUAUUCUAAGGUGCAAGAAAAUUUACCGAAAGGCAAAUCAAAAAGCAUAUUCAAAGAAAUAAACAGAAAGUACGCUGGACUUGAGAUUGCAAAUAAUCUACAAUCCAGCAAUUUAGAAUACAGGUCUAAAAAGUUUACGAUCGGCGAAGAUAAAAGUGAAUUUUGCAAUUUGUUACAAGAGGAUCUGUCGGUGCAUAUUAGAGAAGACAAUCUCAGACUUUGUAAAAGAGCUAUUAACAAAAAGAUGGGAGAAAUAAAUGAUGUAUUACUUGGACUGAAGACACCUGCUGAACCCACGUUUGCAGACCCAUCAUGUGAUGAUGAAACACCAUCAAAAGAUUUAGAAGAUCCUCUGCCUGGCUUCAGUUUCGUUCCAAGCUCCGAAUGGGUCUAUGAAACUCCGCCAAGAAGACCAAGACAUGUGAAUAUUCCUAAAUGUACAAAUAUGCAACCAGCGGUUCUAUACAAACAAAAUGAUGGUGUCAAGAUAUAUGAACUUGAGUCAAGCAGUCUAUACAGUAUGAACUCCGAUAGAAGGCCUCUUGGGGAUAUAAAGAAAACUUUUGUGUUUGAGAAAAAUUCACAGAACAACAUGUUUGAAGAUUUAGCAUCGUUUGACUGCCAUAACAACAGACAUGAUAAAGAUUUCCAUUUUAUAAAACCAUCAAUGCCGCAACGAACCAUAAACAUCAGUCCCCCGCCAAAAAUCACUAAAUGGAGCAGCCACGAUGAAACGGUGGUGCUCUCUGAAUUCGGAACAAAGCAUUGCGAGAGUCAAAUGAUCAUCGACGAUAAUAUCGGUCACGGUGAAGACAUACCAGAUGAUGUCACAAUGAUCGAAGAAAACGGGAAUUAUCGUUUGACAAGUUCCCAAAACGCAGCGCCACCAUUUAAGUUCACUUUUAAUAGUCAGACUAUGUUUGGGGAACAUACUCAACCGCAAGGUUCGUUUGUGUUUAAUAACAACCAUGACAUCGUAUAAGGUUCCAAUAUGUAUUUUUCAUUUUAGGUUUAUAGAUUGUUUUGUUUUGUUCUUAUUUAUCCUCAUUAUUAAAUAAUGGAUUUGUGUUGUGCAAUAACUUCGUUUCUGUAUAUGAAAUAUUUAAAUAAAUAUAAAACAUGUUAUUUUUUCUUUUCUUCGCCCAGUUAUACUUAAAAUAAUCAAAG